AUGUCAUCGGAAAGCGUAGGCCAGCUGACGGCGAUCACUGGCUGUUCCGAGGCGGCGGCCAAGGAGCUCCUUUCGAGGUACGAUGGAAACCUCGAGCGGGCGCUCAACUCCUUUUAUGAGGCUCAGGAUUCGAACAGCCAGGCCCCCUCUUCCGGAGCGGGAACAUGGCCAGACACGUUUGCGGAUCCGCACUCAGGAUGGUCCAAGCCUGUCGACCCUCCGCCCUCGUCAGCCGGAUCCGCUCCGGCAGCAGGCAGUGGUCUACCCGCACGGCCGCAGCAGUCGGUCACGUUCCAUCAGCCUUGGAACGAGCCUCCAGCGUACGAUGCGCAAGCAGGCGGGAACAGCAAGGACAACACCCUCCCGAUCGACCUGACGGGCGAUGGGAUCGAUGACGAGGACAUACGCAAGGCCAUGGAGGCAUCGCUGCAGGACUCACAGCCUGGUCAACACUACGCUCCGCAGCCGGCCGCUUCGAGCCAGGCCAUGAUCGGCCCCAUGCCGGAAUCGCAACAGGUCCUGAUGGUGCGGGGAAGUCGAACAGGACUCGCUCGAAAGCGACGAUCGGUCUCCCGCGAGGCAGAGAGCCAGGCCGGCUCGGACGUGGCUGCCGAUGCUGUUGACUUGCCGGACGCUGCUGCCGUCGCCGAUGCCGAGUCGCUCGCAUCGCGCGCGCACAACCUGAGGCCACGACGGAACAUUGUGGCACCGAGUCGCGGCAUCGCCCCCCCUGCCAGCCUGAAGCUGGCGCCGGGGGAAAAGAUGGCGGCGCGACGAGGCCGUCAUGCGGGCACCCGGAUAUAUGGCCGCCGUCGCUCGGGACGGCUCAAGGGCUCGAGCUUUGAUGGUAUCGACUUCGACAUGACGCUUUCCGAAGACGAGCAGCUCCGUCAAGCGCUGGAGGCCAGCGUCCAGAGCCACAACGGCGGUGCAUUCGGCACAGAAGCAUCAGGGUCCAGGACGCCGCUGCUGCCGCCGCACUUGGAGCUCGGUGAGCAGAGCCAGCGCAAAGACGGGGCUCCCGUCGCGCUGGUGUCCCCCUUUGCGACGAUCGACGUGAUCGCUGCGGUGCUUCAGGCAAUGUUCGCCUCGACGCCUGCGCGUCAUGCCUUUCUCAACUUCUUCCCGCACGACGAGAGGGUCACGGACUUGGCCAACUACUGGAAGGGCGUAUCGCCGCGGCCCGAUACGAAGACGCCGCUGUUUGAUGAGGUCGACGACCGCCAGAAGGCGCAAGUCGACCUCUGCCGCCGCAUCCAGACGCUGUUCGCCUUCAUGAACCAGUCGGAGCGCGCUGUGUGCGUUGUCACCGACGUCUCGAGCCUCACGUCCAACGGCGUGCACAUGAUGGGCGCCAACAAGGUGCCACCCAGCACCAUCGCCACCACCUACUACGAGUUUGUCCUUAGCAGCUUCGAGGAGGCCGUCAAGGCGGCAACGGCCGUCUUGCCGCCGCCGUCGCAGACGGAUGAAACGCCGCCGCCGCCGCCCACCUUGGAUGAGAUUCAGCAGCGGGUCAAGGAGGCGCAGACAAAGAUCAGCAUCCUCCACUCCUACGGGGCCAAGGCUUACGCCUCUCCGCCAUCGCCCGUGGAUGGCCAGGACGCCGACGAUGUCCCGCCUCCCGACGGGAUUCCCGUGGCCCGAGCCCAUAUCCGAGUGGAGCACGACUCGGUCAACCAUGACAUCUCGAGCUGCCUUCGAGCUGCACUCGCUGCGGACGGCGAGGGCGCCCUGAUCACGGAGCCGGCCGCAGUGCUGUCGAUGGCAAUCGACCACCGGGCCGGCGAAGAGCCUCUGCCGCCGUUUGCGGUCGAGGAGACGCUGUUCCUGGACCCGUUUCUCUGGGAUCGGCGAAAAGGCCUGCGGCUCGAAUCUGAGCUGUACGCGCCAGAGAUCCAGUCGACGCUUGCCACGAUACAGAAGCUCGAGGCGCGGAAGCAAAAGCUAGACGGCAGCGGCGACAAGGAGCCGGCAGCGCUGCUCAAGGGCGCGAUCGACUACUUCGAACGGCUCACCGACGACGGCAACGACGCGAUGCGACGGCAGGGGCAGGGCGAGGCGGCAACGCGGCUGCGGCAGGUCCUGGCCAAGGUGGAGCAAGAGCGGCGGGACACUGAUGCGCUGAUCGCCAGGCUGCGUGCGCUGGUCAACGCCAAGCGGCUCGAGCUGAGCCGGCACGCGCAGGAAGAGGCGGCCAAGCCCGAGUGGCGGAAGGUGGCCUACGAGCUGUGCGCCGUGCUGGUCCACGAAAGCCAUCGGAUCGUGGCCUACGUCAGGCAGCGCGACGGCAAGUGGUGGCGCACGUGCGACGGCGUGGCGACCGAGGUGACGGCCGCCGAGGCGACGAGCGAUAAGAUGCGGGAUGCCAACUCUGCGGGCGUGUUCUGGGUCAGCUACCAACGGCGCCAGUACGGCCAGCUGCCCGACGAGCCGUGUCCGGAGGCGAUCCAGAGCGCCGUCGAGGAAGACAAUCUGACGUUGCAGUCUGAGUUGUUGUCGCUUGCUCGGUCGGGCGCGGCCACGCCCGUCGCCAGCAGCGCCGACGCGGUCACGCCAGCGGAUCCGGCCACGACGACCCCGGCGUCGGAUGCGGCGCCAGUGUCCGAGAACGGCGCCUCUGAGGCUAUUGGGCAGCAGGAGGCUUGA
Pseudozyma flocculosa PF-1 is the source of this 2649-nucleotide messenger RNA. RefSeq lists its product as uncharacterized. Gene Ontology annotation, molecular function: protein binding. The coding region runs from base 1 to 2649 and encodes 882 amino acids. Lineage: Eukaryota; Fungi; Basidiomycota; Ustilaginomycetes; Ustilaginales; Ustilaginaceae. The transcript is spliced from 9 exons. The record is from RefSeq and is a predicted model, not a curated record.